UUAAAACAGCAACGUCCAGUCGUCCACCUCCUACCUUCUUCAACUCACUGCAUUCUCUCCAGUCGCCAUUUUUCACUUCAUUUCCUCUGAUCUCUCCCAAAAUCUGCACAUAUACGCACCCAAUCUAUGGCCGCCAUGGAUCCCGUCUCACAAUGGGGCAACACGGCGCUAUCCACCGUGGACCCGGAGAUCCACGACCUGAUCGAGAAGGAGAAGCGCCGCCAAUGCCGCGGCAUCGAGCUCAUUGCUUCCGAGAACUUCACCUCCUUCGCCGUGAUCGAGGCCCUCGGGAGCGCCCUAACCAAUAAGUACUCGGAGGGCAUGCCCGGCAACCGUUACUACGGAGGCAACGAAUUCAUUGACGAAAUCGAGAAUCUAACCCGCACCCGCGCCCUCCAGACCUACCGCCUUGACCCCGCUAAGUGGGGCGUCAAUGUGCAGCCCUACUCAGGUAGCCCCGCCAAUUUCGCUGCCUAUACCGCGGUGCUCAACCCGCAUGAUCGGAUCAUGGGCUUGGAUUUGCCUUCCGGUGGGCACUUGACUCAUGGAUACUAUACCUCUGGGGGGAAGAAGAUCUCCGCUACCUCGAUUUACUUCGAGAGUUUGCCCUAUAAGGUGAACGCCACCACAGGGUAUAUUGAUUACGAUAAAUUGGAGGAGAAAUCCUUGGAUUUCAGACCUAAACUGAUCAUUUGUGGCGGCAGUGCCUACCCGAGGGACUGGGACUACAAGAGGUUGAGAGAGGUUGCUGAUAAAUGUGGGGCGCUUUUGCUCUGUGAUAUGGCUCACAUUAGUGGCCUCGUUGCUGCUCAGGAAGCUGCUGAUCCUUUUGAGUACUGUGACUUGGUCACUACCACCACUCACAAGAGUUUGAGGGGUCCUAGAUCAGGUAUGAUAUUCUACCGGAAGGGCCCUAAGCCACCAAAGAAGGGCCAACCAGAGGAUGCAACUUAUGACUUUGAAGACAAGAUCAAUUUUGCAGUUUUCCCUUCUCUCCAGGGCGGUCCCCACAAUCACCAGAUUGGCGCUUUAGCUGUUGCCCUGAAACAGGCAAUGACCCCUGGCUUUAAAGCCUAUGCUAAGCAAGUCAGAGCUAAUGCAGUUGCUGUUGCAAAGUACUUGAUGAGCAAAGGGUACAAUAUUGUCACUGGUGGGACUGAGAACCAUCUAGUUCUAUGGGAUCUUCGCCCUCUUGGUUUGACAGGUAACAAAGUCGAAAAACUCUGUGACCUAUGCAACAUAACUGUGAACAAGAAUGCAGUGUUUGGUGACAGUAGUGCUUUGGCCCCUGGAGGGGUUCGAAUUGGUACUCCUGCAAUGACAUCAAGGGGGUUGGUUGAGAAGGACUUUGAGCAGAUUUCAGAGUUCCUUCACAGAGCAGUGACCAUCACCUUGAGCAUCCAGAAGGAGCAUGGGAAACUGUUGAAGGACUUCAACAAAGGCCUUGUUAACAACAAGGAAAUUGAACAACUCAAGGCUGAUGUUGAGAAGUUUUCUUCCUCCUUUGACAUGCCAGGCUUCAAAAUGUCUGAAAUGAAGUACAAGAACUAGCUAGGAACUCUCUUCAUCAUUUUUCUAUCUUUUACUACUUAGAGCUCAACAAAAUAAAGUAACUCUAGUUAAUUCUAGUUGAUUGAGAGAACAAUAAUGUUUUAACAUAGAUUAGUGAUCCCAAUUUUUGUAA
This is a messenger RNA of Ipomoea triloba (trilobed morning glory), 1684 nucleotides long. RefSeq names its product serine hydroxymethyltransferase 4-like. Gene Ontology annotation, cellular component: cytoplasm. The record is from RefSeq and is a predicted model, not a curated record. The coding region runs from base 127 to 1551 and encodes 474 amino acids. Gene Ontology annotation, molecular function: zinc ion binding; glycine hydroxymethyltransferase activity; cobalt ion binding. Lineage: Eukaryota; Viridiplantae; Streptophyta; Magnoliopsida; Solanales; Convolvulaceae. The transcript has 4 exons. Gene Ontology annotation, biological process: tetrahydrofolate interconversion; folic acid metabolic process; L-serine catabolic process.